AACUCCAACACAAUCAAACAUGAAAGGAAUUGCUAGAAUGUUGGAUAUCAUAUUUGAAAAUUUAAAUGAAACUAAUUUCAAAUUAAAUCAUAUUAAUGAAGUAUUUGAGCAAUACCAAGAAACUAUAACCAGUCAUCUUUAUUCUGAAAACAUUGAUAAAGCUGCCUUCAAGUUUAAUCUAGAGAAACCACUAGGUGAUCGUUAUAAUCAAGAUAUAUUAAAUAAUUAUAUAAAAUUUUACCAAGAAGAUUAUCUUAAAAGAAGCGAAGA
This is a messenger RNA of Cetraspora pellucida, 270 nucleotides long. The record is from the annotation of a GenBank genome assembly. NCBI's taxonomy places the organism in Eukaryota, Fungi, Glomeromycota, Glomeromycetes, Diversisporales, Gigasporaceae.